This is a messenger RNA of Galendromus occidentalis (western predatory mite), 2708 nucleotides long. RefSeq lists its product as uncharacterized. Gene Ontology annotation, molecular function: zinc ion binding; nucleic acid binding; aspartic-type endopeptidase activity. NCBI's taxonomy places the organism in Eukaryota, Metazoa, Arthropoda, Arachnida, Mesostigmata, Phytoseiidae. The record is from RefSeq and is a predicted model, not a curated record. Gene Ontology annotation, biological process: proteolysis. The annotation marks the transcript as partial. The transcript has a single exon.
AUGACGGAAACAGCGAUCCUCGACGAGAGACUAAAAACUGAGGUAAAGGCGAAUCUGAACCGACUGAUUCCCGUCUUCCGCCAUAACGAAGAAGCGAACGAGUACUUCGACAACUGGAUUGACCGAUGGGGGAAAGUCAUCGAAAGGGAUGGCGUCCACCUGUCUGAGGCUGAAAAACAGGCCAUCAUUAUCAACAAAUUAGGCGAUAGUGAACAUUCACAGUUCCGAACGUACAUGCUGCCCACCGAUAUCUAUGAAGUUCCCUUAAAGCAAACCCAGCAGGUCCUGCGGUUCUUGUUCAAGCCCACAGUAUCGCUUUUCUCGCGUCGCAUGGAUUUCUUCCAAACGCAACGAGAGGGCAGGACACUCACGGAUCUGUUGGGCAUCGUCAAUACUAGAUUCGAGAGGGCUGAAAUGGACGCAAAUACCUUCACAACGGAACAUCUGAAGUGUUUCAUUUUCAUCUCUGCUCUGAAUGAUCCAGAGGACGCGGCGUUAAGGCAACGAGCGAUCAGGAAAAUGGACGAACAGCCAGACACGAAUCUGAGAAGCCUGCACUACGAACUUCAGAAAUUCCUAGAGUCAAAGCGUUCCCUGCUGGCUACCAGAAAGUCUGGUGAUAGCAUGAUUAAUGAAAUUCAUGCAAAGACUCCAAGCAAAUCUUCCGCGGCCGUCCGCCCAGCGAACAACGUCAAAUGUUACCGCUGUGGGAGAUCGAACCACAAUCAAAAUGAUUGUCGUUUCCGCGAAGCCAAAUGUCACAACUGCGCCAAAACCGGUCAUUUGGCUAUUAUGUGUAGACUGUCGGGGAAGAAAACACCAAAUUCAAAUCCGAACAGAAGAGUGAAUCGGAUAGAGGCAGAUAAACAAAACCCAGAGAUCGUGAGGAAGGUCAUGAUCGAUAACAUGCCAGCAACCUUGACGGUCGACACCGGGGCUGCCGUCACCUUGAUCCCCAUGUCCUUAUGGAAAAAGCUAGGCUCUCCGGGGUUGGAGCCUUCGUCGAUAAAACUGACAACCGCAAGUGGAGGUCCCUUACUUACGCAUGGGAAACUCAAUGUGAGAGCCAGAAUGAAUGGGCAGGAGUUCCCGGCGUGCUGCUACGUCACGGAUAAAUGUGCUCUCCUCGGUCGCGACUGGUUAGUAAAGGACCGAGAGUUGAUGAAGGUCUUAGCACAAACAUCGAAAAAAUUCGACACCCCGAUCGAAACAGUGAAGAAAAAUUGUGUCGGAGAAGUGGUCCCUCUUCCGACGAGAAAAGGCGCACUGAAGAUGGAGAAUCGUGAGCAAACGACGAAAACUCCAGCGAAUGCCAAAUUAGAAGAAGAUCUGAAGAAAGAGAUUCAACAGAAGUUCCCAGCUGUGUUCAACGAGGGAUUGGGAAAGUGUACGACCGGAAAAGUGAGACUGUCGUUGAAGGAGAACACCAAGCCGAUCUUCAGAAAAGCGAGAUCGGUGCCUUACGCCGUCCUGCCAGCUCUCUCCAAAGAGCUGGAGCGACUCGUGAAAUUAGGGGUACUGAAACCGACCACAAAUUCGGAAUUCGCUGCGCCCGUGGUUGUCGUCAGGAAGAAGGGAGGAGAAAUCAGGCUUUGUGCCGAUUUUUCCACAGGACUCAACAACGCUCUGCAGGACGACAAGUACCCAUUGCCGACGGCACAAGAUAUUUUCAGUCGAUUAGCUGGAGGAAAAUUUUUCUCCAAAAUCGACCUCGCAGAAGCGUAUCUGCAAAUUGAAGUCCACCCCGAUGAUCGAAAUCUAAUCACGAUCAACACGCCCAAAGGAUUAUUCGAGAUGACCAGAUUACCUUUCGGACUGAAGACUGCACCGAGUCUCUUCCAGAGGAUCAUGGACGAGACUCUUGUGGGAAUUCCAGGAACAGCCAUAUAUCUCGACGAUAUUUUGGUGACCGGGCGAACAGCCAAAGAGCACCGCGAUAGGGUUCUCAAGGUUAUGGCUAAAAUCCAGAAAGGUGGAUUCCGUAUCCGGAUGGAGAAAUGUUCCUUCCUACAAAAGCAGAUCAAGUAUCUCGGGUUCAUAAUUGAUGAACACGGGAGGAGACCCGAUCCCGCGCAAAUCCGUCCUAUCGUCGAGCUUCCAACUCCUAAAGAUGCUAAGGAUGUCCAAGCAUUCCUUGGACUCGUAACAUUCUACUCGAAUUUCAUCCCCGACAUGAAGAGAAUCAAAGAACCGCUGACACCACUCCUGAGGAAAAACGUCAAGUUCGUAUGGACCGAACGAUGCGAAGAAGCCUUCGAGCAAGCUAAGAAGAUAUUGCAGAGCGACUUGGCAUUGACCCACUACGAUCCCCAACUUCCGCUGGAGGUCUCAGCUGACGCUUCGCAGUCAGGGGUGGGCGGAGUGCUCCUGCAUACUUUCCCCGAUGGCUCCAAGAAGGCGAUAAUGCACGUGAACAAGGUUCUCACUGAGACCGAGAAACGUUACGGGCAAAUCGAGAAGGAAGCGCUAGCUCUGGUGUUUGCAGUGAAAAAGUUCCAUAAAUAUAUUUAUGGCCGCCACUUCAUUCUCAACACAGAUCACAAGCCCUUGUUGUCCGUCUUCAAAGUGGACGGGGGCCUACCAGGAUUCAGCGCAAAUCGCUUACAGCGUUGGGCGUUGAUCCUCGCUGGAUACGAUUUCACGCUACGGUUCAAGAACACUACAAGUUUUGGUGAAGCAGAUGCGCUCUCUCGACUCAUAAAGGAGAA